AUGUCAAACACCAGAAGAGCACAGGCACAGAGUACCAUAUUUAAGAUGCAAUGCAAGAAGAAAGCAUCUAGAGGCGAAGACGUAUAUAAAUGGGGGAGGGGAGAGGGUCAUAUACACACAGGGAUGAGGCAGGGAAGCAUGAAAUUCGGGACAGAUGGAGUGCAUAACGAAAGGCCCCGUAGUGCCCUGUGUUUGGAUGCAUGGCGAGGAUAUGGGAAAAGGCGCCAUACCCAUAUAUAUCUAUACAUAUACAUACAUAAAUAUAUAUCGACUCCUGUAUAUAUGCUGGUUAGCGAGAUUGCGCCCGGGAUUGUCAAGCAGCCAGGAAGCAACUUAACACGUUCUGAGGUAGACCAUGCACUCGAUAUAGCAACACAUAAUAUGGAGCAUAACCCCGAUGGACCAGAUCAACUAUUAAAUAUAGAAAGAAGCCUUCUGGUAUUUGCUCGCCAGCUCGAUGGAUUCCCACAUCUGUGGAUCGUCUUCCCGUACCGAACCAACUUUUCUUUUUAA
This is a messenger RNA of Microsporum canis CBS 113480, 513 nucleotides long. RefSeq lists its product as uncharacterized. Lineage: Eukaryota; Fungi; Ascomycota; Eurotiomycetes; Onygenales; Arthrodermataceae. The transcript has 3 exons. The coding region runs from base 1 to 513 and encodes 170 amino acids. The record is from RefSeq and is a predicted model, not a curated record.